UGGAUGUGUGCAGGCAGUGUGUGUGUGUGUGUGUGUGUGUGUGUGUUAGAGCUGCACGUACAGAGAGAGGGACUGGAUUUAAAGCGCAGUGAGAGAUGGAGCAGUGAUUAUAAAUCAGUGUGUGUGUGUGUGUGUGUGUGUGUGCAGGGAUCCCACACACACAUGAGCGGUUUCCUCGGCGGCCCCGGGGGUGAGUACCGCGCCUCGGACUGGGGGGGUGAUGCGCGCGCGGGGGGGAUGAUGGACACACACGGGGACAUGAUGGACACACACGGCAUGCUGUUGGGCCUCACCCAGGACCCCCCGUACUCGGACCCGGACUACCUGGACCCGGGCUACACGGACGGGGACGAGCCCGCGGCGAGGACGCGCCCCAGCACGCGCAGCCGCUCCGGGGAGGUGACGGAGCUCGAGGCGCAGGAGGUGCGCUGGUUCUACAGGGAGGACAAGAGGAGCUGGAAACCCUUCGUGGGACACGACUCCCUGAAGAUCGAGCGCGCGCACCGGGCCGUGUGCGCGCUCAGGGAUGCGCGCGAGGGAGUGUUCGAGCCGCAGGGCCGGGAAGGUGUGUGUGAGGGUGUGUGUGAUGGGCAGGGUGUGUGUAAGGGAGUGUGUGAGGAGGACGGCGCUGUGGAGUCGGUGUGUGUGCGCGGAGGACUGUACGAGGUGGAUGUGAAGGAGAAGGAGUGUUACCCGGUCUACUGGAACCAGCAGGAGCGUAUCCCGGUGAUGAGAGCUCAGUGGUUUACAGACGGGACGUGGCUGCCGCUGGAUGAGGAGGACGGAGACCUGAUCGAGUUGGAACAUUUAGCAAAAUUUCGGGGGCAUCGACUGGAAGAUUCUCUCGAACCAGAGGGCGUGAGCGCAGCGCCGGAGAGCAAGGAGGUGGUGCACAGUGUGAAGCUGAGCCGCAGUCAUGUAGAUUGGCACAGUGUGGAUGAAGUUUAUCUGUACAGCGAUGCUACAACGUCAAAAAUCGCUCGCAGCUUCACACAGAAACUCGGCUUCUCCAAGGCCUCCAGCAGUGGUACGCGUCUCCAUCGUGGUUAUGUGGAGGAGGCGGCUCUGGAGGACACACCCCCUGCUGCCACUCACAUUGUGUUCGUGGUGCACGGGAUUGGUCAGAAAAUGGACCAGGGGCGGAUCAUCAGGAACACCAGCAUGAUGCGAGAUGCUGCGAGGAAGAUGGCGGAGAAACAUUUUUCAGACAGAACGACGGAGCACGUGGAGUUCCUGCCUGUGGAGUGGAGAUCCAAACUCUCUCUGGACGGAGACACGGUGGACUCGAUCACGCCUGAUAAAGUGCGCGGACUGAGAGACAUGUUAAACAGCAGCGCCAUGGACAUCAUGUACUACACCAGUCCACUGUACAGGGACGAGAUAACGCGAGGUCUGACCUCAGAGCUGAACCGUCUCUACACACUCUUCUGUUCCCGUAACCCCGAGUUUGAGGAGACGGGACGAGUGUCUAUCGUCUCACACUCGCUCGGCUGCGUCAUCACCUACGACAUCAUCACUGGGUUCGACCCCGUCCGCUUACAUCAUCAGGAAGCGCCGGUUGCCGUGGAGACCGAGCCUCGGUGGUGCAGCAGCCGUGAACAGAGACUGUUGGAGGAGCUUCAGCUCACACGCACGAGGUUAAGGAAUUUGGAGGAUCAGUUUCAGAGCCUGAAGUCCUCGAGGAAUUCUCCAGCGUUAAAAUUCAAGGUGGAGAACUUUUUCUGCAUGGGUUCUCCCCUGGCCGUGUUCCUGGCCCUGCGUGGGGUUCGACCCGGUUCCUGCAGGACUCAGAACCACAUCCUGCCUCGCUCCAUCUGCACCAGACUCUUCAACAUCUUCCACCCCACAGACCCAGUGGCGUACAGACUGGAGCCUUUGAUCCUGAAACACUACAGCAACAUCUCUCCUGUACAGAUCCACUGGUACAACACCAGCAGCCCCACCCCCUAUGAUGAGGUGCGGCCGGUGUUUCUGACUCCGCUGAAGGAGUGUGUGAUUCUGUCAGAGGGUGAAAACACACCCAGUCCCUGUACGUCCCCCCCACCGCAGCGCAGGAUGGGAGGGUCCAUCACCAACCUGGGGAGAGCUAGUAUCAUGGGAGCGGCGAGUAUCGGUAAAGGCAUCGGUGGAAUCCUGUUUUCCCGUUUCUCCCGUUCGAGUGGACAGGUGGGCGGAGCUGACGAGGAGCCAAUCAACUCCGAGGCGGGGCCAUACGAGACAGAGGGCGGGGCUGUGGGAGAGGAGGGUGGGGUCACAGAAACUGAGGACAAGGUGGAGGAGAAGACGGAGAGAGAGAACGGCAUGUCGCAGUCCACGUCCACCGUCAUGGACAACUCCACUCUCUUGGAACUGGACCGGCGUAUAGACUUCGAGCUGAGGGAGGGGCUGGUGGAGAGCCGCUAUUGGUCAGCGGUGACAUCACACACGGCCUAUUGGUGCUCGUAUGACGUGGCUCUGUUCCUGCUGACGUUCAUGUACAGCGAGGACACGACACACGGAGAAGAGGAGGACACCGCUGAGUCAUAAUACACACACACACACACACACACAAUGCAUGCGUCGUUCUUAUGUUCAGCUGGGAGUCGGUGGUUUGGCCCGUGCACAAUCUGCUGCAGCACCGCUUACACUCAGAGCUACUGUAUGUUCAUGGCUAAGCUAACAUGCUAACGAGUGAGUGUGAACUUUGCACAUCCCAGUUUUAUGACGUUAUUAUUGUCUUGUAGUUUCAUACAGAAUCCAGCUUUAACCCUACACACACACACACACACACACACACACACACACACACACACACACACACAUGCACAGUGUGAUUAGUGCAGUGUGUGACAGUCUAAUCGUCAUGUCACAACACACAACAAUUCACUAGAUUUAUAAAAAUUCAUGGAUUUCUUCAUGUUUUGAUAAAUAACCAAAUAUUGAUGGCACAAAUGAUGUACAUGUAGCCACGCCCACAUAAUGCAAAAACACAGAGAGAUAAAUGACUAAAUGAAGAAUAAACAGAGAUAAAUCAUCUGCAGAAUGAAGGUGUGUGAUACAUCGAGCAGUAAGACAGCACAUCAGCUAACACACACACACACACACACACACACACCUUGUAUAGGGCUGGGAGUGUGUACGGGAGCAAUAUGAUUAGCUGAGGGUUUUUAUCCACCUUCAUGUGACUCUACAUAUACGAGUGAUUAAUGUAAAUCAAUUAAUUAGAGUUUUAUAUCCGAGUCGUAUCGUUUAAUGUUUGUGUUUAACCGCAUAACUGAAACACUUAGUCACUAACGUUAGUGAAUGUGAAAUUUACAAAAUGUACAGAAUUGCCAAACACACACACACACACACACACACACACACACACACACACGUUCUGUGCCUGGGUUAAGGAGUGUUGGGGUUCCCCUCUGAUGUCAUAGACACUGCUCAUUGGCUGAAAUCACGAUGAUGUCAUUGGGGUGACCAUGCCACGCCCCCACCACCUGAACCAAACCCCACCCACACGCAUGCUAAAAAAACACGAUUUUAUCUAAUGGCAUGUUUUAGUAUUUAUUUAUUUAUUUAUUUAUUUACUUAUUAAUACGCUUG
Clarias gariepinus (North African catfish) is the source of this 3573-nucleotide messenger RNA. It is a transcript of the gene ddhd1b, whose product is annotated as DDHD domain containing 1b. The transcript is spliced from 14 exons. The coding region runs from base 4 to 2526 and encodes 840 amino acids. Gene Ontology annotation, cellular component: cytoplasm. The record is from RefSeq and is a predicted model, not a curated record. Gene Ontology annotation, molecular function: glycerophospholipase activity; metal ion binding. NCBI's taxonomy places the organism in Eukaryota, Metazoa, Chordata, Actinopteri, Siluriformes, Clariidae.